CGAGAAGAGUUAAGAUACGCGCAUGAUGUAUGAGCUACCGAGGUAUGUAUCUACUUAGUUGAUUACCACCCAACCAACCUCCAUCUGUGUACCUAGGAGGUAGCUAAGGCUUAACUUAUGUGCAUACGGAGUCCGAGCUUUUAGAUGCAAGAUUAACUAUGUACCUAGUAACUACAUGUACUACGCCGCGAUGUAACUGUACGAUAGAUGGGGUGUGCGGAGUUUGACCGAGUAUUUAUCCCGGCUAUGAUUUCUAAAUUUAGGUAGGGCUACCUAUUUAUCACCGCCCCGAACCGCCCUCUGUUCGGCUAGCUUGCCGUGUUCCAAGGCUGGCGGGUGUAGUAUCUAGCUGCCUAGGUAAUCUGCAUACUAGGUAAUUACCUAGAGUCCGAUUGCAGUCGCUGGAGUUGUCGGCAUGUGAGCGAAUGGCGCUUUUCGAAUUUCACUCCAUUGUUUCCUUGUUCCUGACUUAGAAUAGGGAUAAGUAAAGUAAAGUGAAGAAAUAAGAUAAUAUUCCAAACUCUCAUAGGAUUCCAAGGUAAACUAGGUAGGUAGAUGAUCACCAUAGUUAAGAUACCAUGUUUCCAGGCGUAACUGAGCAAAUGCAACCCAUUACUUCUCCCGCCGGGCUUAAGAGGAAGGCAAGCCACCAGGAAAGCUGGGAGCACAUUCAGGAUGCGAAGGAGAGAAAGAAAGUCCAGAAUCGCAUCGCGCAGAGGGGCUACCGCGAACGUACCCGGAAGCGCGUCGAAACCCUUGAGCAGCUAUGUCGGCUGUCCACUAGGAAAUGCAGCUGCCUAGUAGACUGCCCCGGGUUGCACAGCGAAGGAUCUAGCUCUAUCUCUACCACUGAGACACUUUGUUCCUCGUCGCCGUAUUCAUCACCCUCUUCAUCGUCAUAUGUGUCGUCUCCUAACACUAGACGUGGGAGUAGAGACUUGCCGAGUCCGCUUACUCCCAGCUCCCUAUCAUCUUACUUCCACAACAUCGCGGGUCUAGAGAUGGGAGAUUACAGUAAGGCAGUGGAAGAAGAUGAGAUAUUGGAAAAUCAAGCUAUCGAUAUAUCGUGGGGUGCUGCCGAUGCACUGCCCGGGGAUGGUGCGGUGAUAGCUGUAGAUGACAGCAUACAAGUCAGUUGCCAUACAUCGCCAAUGACUAUCAGGCGCUCAGACGGUAACAUGAACGCGCCAGAAUUCUCAUCAAUAGCCAAGACAACUCCCCAAGAAACUCCCACCCCACCUUCUAACGAACUAUCCGCCCCCGACCCCUCCAGCAACGGCAACGGCAACGGCAACGGCAAAACCGCCCUCCACCUCGCCGCCGAGAGCGGCAACACAAGCAUGCUGCACCUCCUCCUCCGGAUGAGCGCCAACCCCCUCGCGCGCGACCAUCUCGGACGCACGCCCCUCCACCUCGCCAUCAUCUCCUCCCGUCCCUCAUCCUCAUCCUCACCCUCCUCCACCACCACCGCGCUCCUCCUCCUCCUCCUCCAACUCCCCGGCACAAUCCACGCGCGCGACCACAACGGACAAACACCCCUCCACCUCGCAGCCAUAUCCGGCAACGAGGAGCUGGUAGAGCGGCUGGUGGAGGCGGGGAGCGAGGUGGAGGCGCGGGAUGCGAUGGGGAGGACGGCGCUGCAUCUGGCAGUUGAGGGGGGGCGGGGGGAGGUGCUGGGGGUGUUGGUGGAGAGGGGGGCGGAUGUUGAGGCGAGGGUGGGGGUGUUAUAGGUUAGGGGGGUUUGAUGGGCAUGGAUGGUGUGUGUGUAGGAUUGGUUUAUGUAGGAUAAGACAAAAACGGGGGACGGGGGGAUGGCUUCGCCGUUAAGCGAACAUACACUGCUGGACUUGUUAAAUACCUUGGGCAGGUGUGGAUACAUGGCACGUUGCUGAACUGUUUAUAUACUAGGUACAUUGUAUUGAUU
This is a messenger RNA of Hypoxylon fragiforme, 1924 nucleotides long. Its product is annotated as ankyrin repeat-containing domain protein. NCBI's taxonomy places the organism in Eukaryota, Fungi, Ascomycota, Sordariomycetes, Xylariales, Hypoxylaceae. The coding region runs from base 579 to 1730 and encodes 383 amino acids. The record is from RefSeq and is a predicted model, not a curated record. The transcript has 3 exons. Gene Ontology annotation, molecular function: protein binding; DNA-binding transcription factor activity. Gene Ontology annotation, biological process: regulation of DNA-templated transcription.